This is a messenger RNA of Pygoscelis adeliae (Adelie penguin), 1038 nucleotides long. It is a transcript of the gene NACA, whose product is annotated as nascent polypeptide-associated complex alpha subunit. Lineage: Eukaryota; Metazoa; Chordata; Aves; Sphenisciformes; Spheniscidae. Gene Ontology annotation, cellular component: nascent polypeptide-associated complex; cytoplasm. The record is from RefSeq and is a predicted model, not a curated record. The transcript has 11 exons. Gene Ontology annotation, biological process: DNA replication, synthesis of primer; protein targeting to membrane. The coding region runs from base 43 to 924 and encodes 293 amino acids.
GGGUCCGGGAGGAGCGCGCCAUGCUACGCGGACUGGGAGAUCAUGCUGCAGUACUGCUUCCCCCGCCUCGACAUCAACGUCAGCAAAGGCGUCGGGCAUCUGCUGAAGAGCCCUUUCAGCGUCCAUCCCAAAACAGGUCGCAUUUCGGUGCCGCUGGAUCUGCGGAGGCUGGACCAGUUCGACCCGUUCGCUGUCCCCACCAUCAGUUCCCUGUGGCAGGAGCUGGAUGCAGCCGGUGAUGACGGGGAGCAGGAGGAUGGUGGGGAGACGGAGCCAAAGCGCCGUGCGCGGGCUCCAGCUGCCCUUCCUCCCACAGCCCCUGUUACUGCUCCUGUUGCAGCGCCAGGGUCCGGAACAGAGUCUGACAGUGAUGAAUCUGUACCAGAGCUCGAAGAGCAAGACUCCACACAGGCCACAACACAGCAGGCACAGCUUGCAGCAGCAGCUGAAAUAGAUGAAGAACCCGUUAGCAAAGCAAAACAGAGCCGGAGUGAAAAGAAAGCACGGAAGGCAAUGUCUAAACUGGGCCUUCGCCAGGUGACAGGAGUAACCAGAGUCACCAUCCGGAAAUCUAAGAACAUCCUCUUCGUCAUCACAAAGCCAGAUGUGUACAAGAGCCCAGCGUCAGACACCUACAUAGUCUUUGGCGAAGCGAAGAUCGAAGACCUGUCCCAGCAGGCCCAGCUGGCAGCUGCCGAAAAGUUCAAAGUGCAAGGAGAAGCUGUUUCAAACAUCCAGGAAAACACACAGACCCCCACCGUGCAGGAGGAGAGCGAGGAAGAAGAGGUUGACGAAACCGGCGUCGAGGUGAAAGACAUUGAGCUGGUGAUGUCCCAGGCGAAUGUGUCUCGAGCAAAGGCAGUCCGUGCCCUCAAGAACAACAGUAACGAUAUUGUAAAUGCUAUAAUGGAGUUGACGAUGUAGCUGCCAGAGGGAGGAGCCUUUUUUGGUGUUUCAGAGAAGAGCAAAAUGCAACUAAAUUUAAAAUUUGUACUAUUUCUAUCAAUUAAUAAAAGUUGUGGCUUAUUGUUGGUGAAC